Messenger RNA from Verticillium dahliae VdLs.17, 2025 nucleotides. Its product is annotated as L-serine dehydratase. The transcript has 3 exons. Gene Ontology annotation, biological process: gluconeogenesis. The coding region runs from base 1 to 2025 and encodes 674 amino acids. Gene Ontology annotation, molecular function: 4 iron, 4 sulfur cluster binding; L-serine ammonia-lyase activity. The record is from RefSeq and is a predicted model, not a curated record. NCBI's taxonomy places the organism in Eukaryota, Fungi, Ascomycota, Sordariomycetes, Glomerellales, Plectosphaerellaceae.
AUGCGUUCCUCUGUUGCCCUUCGACAGGUGCAGCUGCUCCGCGCCCUCAGGAGCGCGCCAGUGUGUCGCGCCAGGGGUCUCGCGCCCGUCUCACGGACAAGGGAUCAUCUUGGACACCUGACCCGGCCCCUCAGCCGCCAGACGACAGCACACUACGGCCGCGGAGCGCGUUUGUUCAGCACCGGCACCCAGGAUGGCGACGACGAGGAACGUGGCUCGUACAGCGAGAGAGAUCACGAGCAUGCCGUCAUCUCGACCUUUGACCCUCUUCUCCAUUUGGCAUCGGACCGUCGUCCUCUCAUACUGUCGGACCCCAUGCGUGCGGGCAACAUUUUCGUCGCAGAUCUCAUCGAAGCAGGCUUCCUUGACAAGGUCCACAGGAUUCGCAUUUCCAUCUACGGAAGCCUUGCCCUCACUGGGGAGGGUCACAUGACGCCGUCCGCUCUUUUGCUCGGCCUCGAGAGCGCAGACGUCGAGAGCGUCGAUACGGACUACGUCCCCGAGAGGUUCACCAAGAUUAAAGAGGAAAAGGAGCUCAUUCUUGGCCAUGGCCUGCUCGGCAGUGAAGGCAAGAAGAUUGCCUUUGACUACGAGCGCGACUUUAUCUGGGAAUGGGGGAAGAAGCUCCCGAUGCACAGCAACGGCAUGCGUUUCAUGGUCUUCGACAAGGAGGGCUACAUGAUCGCCACAAACGACCUCUUCAGCGUCGGCGGUGGCUUUGUUGUCAACGGCGCCAUGUCCAUCAACCCGACCUCGGCUGCGCCAUCAUCUUCGGAUCACGGGGCCCUCGUCGAUCCCAACGGGCCCGCAGAGGCUGGCCACCCGUCUGAUCUGGCGGAAAACAUGUACUACAAGGAGAUUCGACGUUCCGACGCAGCAGGUGACCGCAAAACCGGACCCGAAGUCAAGCUCGUCGAGCCACCAGUCGAGCCGAGCGACUCGGCCACCCCACCGGCGCAGAUUGGCCAGGAACAGACAGCAACCUCUGACGAAGCCCUGGCGCUUCAGCAGACCGAGCAACAGACCGAAGGCUCGGGACAGCAGCAGCAGCCGCGGUACCCCUUCCGUGACGCCGAGAGCCUGCUGGCCUUGUGCGAAAAGCACAACCUUACCAUUGCGCAGCUCGUCUACGAAAACGAGAAGAGCCAUGGCUAUACCGAUCAAGAGAUCCUCGAAAAGGUCUAUCGCAUCUGGGAGACCAUGGACAACAGCAUCCUUGAAGGUGUCCAGGCACCGCUGGACUCGGUGCUUCCGGGAUCCCUCAAGCUUCACCGCAGGGCGCCCGCUCUUUACAGGCGGCUGACGAGGGGUCUCUACCCAUCACAUACACAGGCCAACAACAACAGCAAGGCAUCCGCGAGCCAUGCCGACAGCACCACGGUCAAUGCCUCGGAGUCGCCAGCGAAGCCGCAAAAGAGUUUGGUGAGGCCCGAGAUCAAGGGGCCACGAACCCCGGCCAAGGUUCACGGGUCUUUCUUCCACCCAGUGUCACCUUCUCCCUCACGACGGACAGCAUUCCCAGCCAUGGACCAUUUAUCCGUCUAUGCCAUUGCGGUUAAUGAGACCAACGCCGGCGGCGGCCGUAUCGUGACGGCCCCGACCAAUGGAGCGGCCGGCAUCAUUCCCUCUGUUCUUAAGUACACAAUCGAAUUCGUCAGCGACGAUCCGGAGCGCGACAUCCUGACGUUCCUCCUGACUGCGUCGGCCAUCGGUAUGCUCUACAAGCGCGGCGCCACCAUUUCCGCCGCCGAGGGUGGGUGCAUGGCCGAAGUCGGCGUCGCGUGCUCCAUGGCCGCCGCAGGUUUCGCCGCCUGCAUGGGCGGCAGUCCGCAUGUGAUUGAGCAAGCUGCAGAAAUCGGCAUUGAGCACAAUCUCGGCCUGACGUGUGACCCCAUUGGUGGACUGGUGCAGGCGCCAUGCAUCGAGAGAAACGCGCUGGGAGCUAUCAAGGCCAUCUCGAGCGCAAACCUGGCUCUCAGUGGGACCGGGUCGCAGAGAUGGGCUCGCCACGAGCGUUCCAUUUAA